Chiroxiphia lanceolata (lance-tailed manakin) is the source of this 947-nucleotide messenger RNA. It is a transcript of the gene SPEF1, whose product is annotated as sperm flagellar 1. Bases 47 to 760 code for a protein of 237 amino acids. The transcript has 7 exons. Gene Ontology annotation, molecular function: microtubule binding. Gene Ontology annotation, cellular component: axoneme. NCBI's taxonomy places the organism in Eukaryota, Metazoa, Chordata, Aves, Passeriformes, Pipridae. The record is from RefSeq and is a predicted model, not a curated record. Gene Ontology annotation, biological process: regulation of cytoskeleton organization.
GGCCCCGCCCCCGUUGCCAUGGCAGCAGGCCGCGGCCGGGCCGUUGAUGGCGGACGCGGGCGCGGCCCCGGCGCUGCAGGCCCUGUACCGCUGGCUGGACACGGUGCCGCUGUCCCGGCCCCGCAGGAACAUCGCCCGCGACUUCAGCGACGGGGUGCUCGCGGCCGAGGUGGUGAAGUUCUUCUUCCCCGCCAUGGUGGAGCUGCACAGCUUCGUGCCCGCCAGCUCCACCGCCCAGAAACUCGCCAACUGGGGCCACCUCAACAGGAAGGUGCUGAGUAAGCUGAAUUUGCGGCUCCCGGAGGAGCUGAUCCGGGAGCUGGUGCAGAGCCGGCCCGGGAGGGCGGAGCAGCUGCUGCUGCUGCUGCGGGACAGGAUCCAGGAGCGCCGGGCACGGAGCCACGGAGCGGCACCGGCCGGCCAGCCCCCGGGAGCUCAGGCGGUGCCAGAGGAGGGCGGAUACCUGGACACAGGUGAUUCCAAGGGCAGGAGCGACGUGGGAGGGGGCUGCUCCUGGGAGGGGGCUGCCAGGGGGGUGACAAAUCCCCCCAGGGGGGUGCCGGGGGACGCUGCCAUGCGCCUGCAGCUGGUGGAGCGGGAGCAGGCGCUGAGCCUGGCACGGGAGACCAUCCAGAUCCUACAGGCAAAGGUGGAGCGGCUGGAGCAGCUCCUGCUCCUCAAGAACCUGCGGAUCGACGACCUGAGCCGGCGGCUGCAGCAAGGACAGGGACGGGGACAGGGACGGGGACAGCAGCGCUGAGGGACCCUCGGGACACCUCCCACCACGCAACGACCUCCCAGUACCUCCCAGUGCCUCCCAGUGCCUCCCAGUGCCUCCCAGUGCCCUCCAGGGCCUCCCAGUGCCUCCCAGUUCCCGCCACGGGCUCCCGCUCCGUUCGCCUCCCACGCUGGGAAUUAAAGUCCUGGAUGGUCGCUGGGCUGAGCUG